Messenger RNA from Belonocnema kinseyi, 343 nucleotides. Its product is annotated as sex-regulated protein janus-A-like. Gene Ontology annotation, cellular component: cytosol. Gene Ontology annotation, molecular function: protein histidine phosphatase activity. Gene Ontology annotation, biological process: peptidyl-histidine dephosphorylation. Lineage: Eukaryota; Metazoa; Arthropoda; Insecta; Hymenoptera; Cynipidae. The record is from RefSeq and is a predicted model, not a curated record. The transcript has 3 exons. The coding region runs from base 1 to 234 and encodes 77 amino acids.
AUGAGUUCCACACAGGCUGACAUUUACGAUGAGGUGGAGGAAGUGCUAAAGAAGCUGCAAUUAAAAAGCAAAUGUCUUGGUGGUGGAAGAAUUAACCACGAUGCGGAAAAUAAAACUAUAAAAGUUUAUGGAUACUCGCAGGGAUUCGGAAAAGCUGACCAUAAAGUUUCUGUUAAUCUGAUCAAGAAAAAGUAUCCAGACUAUGAAAUUACUUGGUCAGAUGAAGGAUAUUAAAAGCUGCGGAGAAAAAUCAAUUCUGAAUUACUUGGAAAUGUUAAUAAUACGUUUUUUGUAAUUGCACUUUAAAAAUGUGGAAAUAAAAUUGAUUACAUUUGCAAAAAUG